This is a messenger RNA of Lymnaea stagnalis (great pond snail), 2386 nucleotides long. NCBI's taxonomy places the organism in Eukaryota, Metazoa, Mollusca, Gastropoda, Lymnaeidae. The record is from the annotation of a GenBank genome assembly.
AGGUUAAACAGGAAGUAAAGACAACCACUCAGUGACCAGAGUUCUUGAUCGGAUCUCAGGCAUUCACUGACAGAACAGACCUGAUGUUAGACACAACAAUGACGCCAGCGAUGUAUCAUGCAUGGCGCCUUGUCUACACAACUGUGCUAUUAGAUGGUAAGUCAUAAGUGGACUACCAUCGGGAUGAAAACAUGAUUUUGUUAUAGAAACGAUAACUUAAUUUUUAUGCUAAGCGAAUCAGGUUAAACCUGUCAAACGCAAUUAUUUUGUGGAUUAACAUUAGUUUUAUAAGAAGAUGAUUGCACAGCACACACUCGUGUUUUUAUAAUGGUGUGUCAAAGUUAACGUACAAUGACAUAUUUUUUUUGUUUCGCAAAGAGAUGUUUUAGCUUAAAUCCAAGGCAAAAAGUUACGAGCUUCAUAGCGCCAGUUCCUUGGCCACUAAAGCUUAUGUCGAUAUAACAAAGUCUCGCAUUUAAAUAUCAGUCUGCCCAGAAGCUGCUAUCAUUCUAACACUCGUGCAUUCAUUAAUAUUCAUAUUAAAUAACUCUCUGUUCUUGAUGACUUUAGGGUGCCUUGUCCUAACAUCAGCCGAACCAUCCACGUUCAACGUUCUUAACAUCAACGGACAAGACUACCUCAUGUCCUCCACGACGGCCGACACAGAAGAAGCUGGCUCCAGCUGCUCUGAGGCAGGGUCUCAGCUGGCGUUGUUUGACACCAAUGCCGAGUUCCACAACGUGUCCUCGUUUCUCUCGUCCUACAUCAUUGACCAUGAACUGCGCGUGGAUGAGCUGCUGGUAGACAUCCUUGUCAAGGACGGAGAUUCAGACGGGAAGUACGAGCACUGGUGGAAGCAGGAGGAGCUCUCCGACAAAGUCUGGGCUUCCGGUGAGCCGGACUCGGGCUGCCGGAAAGUUCCGAAGUCGUGCUGCGUCCGGAUCUAUUUCGACAAGGGCUACGGAGUCCUGAAGGACACCGACUGUGAGAAAAGAUAUUUUUACUUGUGUAAAUCUGCGGGGGCAUGCAGCUCUGCCGCACACAGCUGUAGCCAUGUAUGUGUGGACACAACGCAAGGAUACACAUGCGAGUGUAAGACUGGCUGGAUCUUAGAGGCCGACGGCUUCAGCUGUGUGGAUAUUGACGAGUGCAAGGACAUAGAACAUCUGUGUGACCAGGUGUGCACCAACACGGCUGGAUCCUACGUGUGCUCGUGUCAUGAAGGUAACACACUUAAUUCAGACGCUAAAUCGUGCACUGCAUUAAUCGGAUUUGAAAAUUCCACCGUGGGCGGAGGUUCGAACUCGGGCGAAGAGACUACCCGCGCUGUGGAGGGCUGUAGUACCGGAUACGCCAGGUCUAGUGAUACCGGGCCGUGUGCUGACGUCGAUGAGUGCAUGCUGGCUCUCACUGGUUGCCAGCACUCUUGUGUUAACACAGAAGGUUCCUACACGUGCUCGUGCUAUGAAAACUACACACUGCGUUCGGACAACAAGACGUGUGUAGACGUGGAUGAGUGUGCCAGCGGCGUGCCGCCGUGUGCCCAGCUGUGCGUCAACACACGGGGAGGUUACUCUUGCGGUUGCUGGGACGGCUACCACGACGACGGGCCCGAACUUUGCGCCGACGUCAACGAGUGUGAUCUCGGCAUACACGCAUGUUCACAAACCUGCCACAACACCAACGGCUCCUACGUCUGCUCCUGCCGAGACGGCUUCUUCCUUGCAGACGACCAACACGGCUGUGUCGCCUCCGACACGUCAGACGCAAACAGGUGUCCGUGCCACUGUCGCGGCGUGUCAGACGGCAACAUCAGCAUACCCAGUACGAUCGACUACAUCCACAACACAAUCCAUCGACUGAGCUUAGACGUUCACGACCUGUCGUCUUACAAAAGAACCAAGAUGAGUGUCACUGAUCAGAGAGUGACGUCACAGACGUUAGGCUACAUGGGCGUGGCUGUCUUCGUGGGUAUCUUUGGUUUACUGGCUGCACCGGAUGCAGUCAAAUUGUUCGCUUAUUUGAAAUCAAUGAUAACGAAUGAGUUAAUCUAAAUCAGUGGUUCUCAGCCUUCCUAAUGCCGUGAUAGUGAUUGUAGUGAUAGUGCCGUUGUAGUGAUUCCUCCCCCCCCCACCCUCAAACAAAAAAAUAUUUUGGUUGCUACUUCAUAAUAAAUGUGUUUCCCGAUGGUCUUAGGCGACCCUUGUGUGUAAGGGUCGUUCGACCCGACCCACAGGUCGAGAACCGCUGAUCUAAAUCAUUGACUGCGUUUAAUGACAGUCUGUUAAAUUGAAUGAAUGUUUUUAAAUGUUUCAAUAAAUUGUUCAGGCAGAGUUUGAAGAAAGAUAUAAACAAACAAGAAUAAAAUUAAACUGAAUUUUAAUUU